AUGACAGUGAAGAAGGCCCAGUCUAGUGCUCCGAAGGCAGAUGCAUCCAAGCUUGUAGUCCUCAACGAUCCUCUAAAUGACGAGGAGGAAGAUAUCGAAUACUGUCCUCCUAGGCCUAAGGAUAUCCCAUAUGAAUCCGACAUCUUCCCAGACGGUGUUCUGAACUUUGACGUCCUCAAACCAGAGAAUAGAAUUAAGGGUUAUUACGAUUACUACCACAAUUCCGUCGACGACAAUGGGAUGACCAGAAUUGAAAGGCAGAUGCACGAAUCGCAACAAAGGGCUUUCAAGAAGCUGGACGAACAGGUGAAGAAGGACCUAGAUGAGAUGGACUGGAGCGUCCGUGAUGUCCCUGCCAGCAAACAUGUACUCAAGAAGCAAGCAGCUUCCUUGGGUGGUCAGUCGACCGGUACUGGAGCCAGAAAGCAGUCAAGAAUUGUUGCGAAACCUCCUCCUACAAUCGCAUCCAGAAAGGCUGCUUCCGCACUGUCAAUGGCUACGAAGACGUCAGCUGCACAGCCCAGAAUCAAAGCAAAGCCGGAAAUGGUUCCUGCCAGAGGACCUUUGUCAUUAUUGGGGGCCAAGAAGCCUCUCAGUCAGCAAGCACCGGCGAAACCAACAUCAACAGAAAACAGCGGUGCUCUGGCUGCGUCAAGAAGCACUCUGGGCUACACGAAGGGCCGCUCGGCCUCUUCGAUGGUCCAUGGCCGCAAACCGCAAACCACCAUUGCACCUCUUCCGCGUUCCUUCAGCACUGCAUCCACAGGCUCUGAUACCACGAUCACCCCAGAACGAUAUGCCGAAGGUCAGAGGACCAGUGAGAGCGAGGACUGGAGGCGACUCGAGUUCUUGUCUAUCUUCGACGGAGAGGAUGAUGAUGACGGCCAGCUGGGAUCAGAUCUACCCAUGGAUGAUCUGGAGGAGAAUUUCGAGUUCAAGGUGAACUUCUAA
This is a messenger RNA of Phaeoacremonium minimum UCRPA7, 951 nucleotides long. RefSeq lists its product as hypothetical. The record is from RefSeq and is a predicted model, not a curated record. The transcript has a single exon. NCBI's taxonomy places the organism in Eukaryota, Fungi, Ascomycota, Sordariomycetes, Togniniales, Togniniaceae. The coding region runs from base 1 to 951 and encodes 316 amino acids.